Metarhizium brunneum ARSEF 3297 is the source of this 1062-nucleotide messenger RNA. It is a transcript of the gene PKS19, whose product is annotated as Polyketide synthase 19. NCBI's taxonomy places the organism in Eukaryota, Fungi, Ascomycota, Sordariomycetes, Hypocreales, Clavicipitaceae. The record is from RefSeq and is a predicted model, not a curated record.
AUGUUUCUGCCUCAUGGCAACGUUGCUCUUGCUGUUAUGAUAAAACAACUUGCGCACCAACAUCCGCGAACACUGAUCGCCGGGGCGGCAGCUGGUUCUGGCGGCAAUACAGGUGCAGUCCUAGAGGCGCUUGGGAACCGAUACGCGUCCUACACAUAUACGGACAUAUCUACCAGCUUCUUCGAAAACGCCCGCACCGUGUUCAGUCAGCACGGCAGCAAACUCGCCUCCGAGAUGCUCAAUGUCGAAGACAUCCAACUAUGCAAAGGAGCAACUGUGCUCUGCCUUGGGGAUCUGGAUAACCCCGUGUUCCGCGACAUGCACCCGGGGAGAUUCAAGGGAUUGCAGAACGUCAUGGAGACAGCAGAAGUGGUUGUAUGGGUGACCUCGGGGGCCAAGGAAGGCUUGGAUCCCGAUGUCAACAUCAUUUUUGGACUAUCAAGCACGUUGCGGGCUGAGCGUUUGGGUCGCAGGCUUCAAUUCCUCGACACCGACAACCCUUCGUCUAUUGACCCGUCCAUGCUGGCCAAGAUGCUUCUCCGAGCCCGACUUGGGCCCAAAUCCACGGCCGUGGUGCUCGACGAGCGCCAGGGGGCAUUCGGGCUGCAUGCAGUUUCCGUUAACAGCGGCGCGGGAGACAACGCCCUCGCUCUUUCGGACGAAAACAAAUCUUUGGUCAAGGUUGCCGGGGACGACGUUUUGCAUCGUUGGCACCACAACAAAACUGCCGCCGAAGACACGGCAGAGCUACACUUUUUCCUAGCAAAGGCACUUGCUGGACAUUUGCUCGGCGGAUUUAUAAAAGGGCUCGCGUGGAUUCACAGUGCACCGCACGACCUCAGCGAGGCCAUUGACGCUGUGGCCCGCGAGCAGGGCGUCGCCGUGUUCCAGAAUCCAGACCACGUCCAAUAUGGCGAGAAUUUCGGACGUCAUUUUCAUCCAUCCCCACGCGUGUCAAGGAGUCUUGCAGGAUAUACGUCCCCAAAUCCCGCAACUGGUGCUCCGGGACUGCCUUUUCCAUCAUAUGCCCUGGGAAGACUUUGCCGCCGUGUUGGCCCCUAG